Phyllotreta striolata is the source of this 916-nucleotide messenger RNA. NCBI's taxonomy places the organism in Eukaryota, Metazoa, Arthropoda, Insecta, Coleoptera, Chrysomelidae. The record is from the annotation of a GenBank genome assembly.
GUCAACGUCAACGUCAAAAUUUUGACGUUUACACGAAUUUUUAUUAACAAAAAUGAAAAUAAUGAGUUUUUUACACUAAAAUGUAAUUCAACUAGCCGCUUAAGAGAAUGUUUUCUUUAAUUUAUGGUUUUUACAAGCACAUGGUACAAAAAGACGAAUAUUGCGUUCUCAUCCUGGGCCUGGAUAAUGCUGGAAAAACGACCUAUUUAGAAGCCGCCAAAACAAAGCUAACUAAUAAUUACAACUCCAUCCAUCCUUCCAAAAUCACCACAACAGUCGGGCUGAACAUCGGUAAAGUGGAUGUAGCCGGAAUACGAUUGAACUUCUGGGACUUGGGCGGUCAAAACGAACUGCAAUCUCUAUGGGACAAAUAUUAUGAAGAAUCCCAUGCAAUUAUCUACAUAAUCGAUUCAUCCGAUAGAGAACGUAUGGACGAAUCGAAAGAAAUAUUCGAUAAAAUGAUUGCAAGCGAAAAUUUAAGAGGCAUUCCAUUGUUAGUAUUGGCCAAUAAGCAGGACAUACCCGAAUGUAUGGGAGUACGAGAGGUCAAGCCGAUAUUCAAUAAAAAUUCCCAUCUAAUAGGCAAGAGAGACUGCAUGGUCAUGCCAGUUUCGGCCUUAACCGGGGACGGAGUGGACGAAGGAAUUAGAUGGCUAGUAGACUGCAUAAAAAGGAAUUCCUAUCUGAGACCUCCUAGAAAUCAAGAGGAAAUGUGAUUUUUUAUUUCCACAAACCGACCGAACGGUUAACCAGAAGACAUUUUGCUCAUACACAUCAAAUUUAAUAGGAAACCAUUGUUACUGUUUAUUUUUUAUUUAUUAUCUUCCUUUUGUACUUUAAUUGAUCCUUAAUAUUAAUGAGUUUGUUCAUUUUACUGCCCAAUUUUAAUACUGACAAUAUAAUGUUUUUAUUGUGA